Molecule: messenger RNA, 9277 nt
Organism: Anopheles coustani
Lineage: Eukaryota; Metazoa; Arthropoda; Insecta; Diptera; Culicidae
Gene: Atpalpha
Product: sodium/potassium-transporting ATPase subunit alpha
Exons: 11
Coding region: 444-3566 (1040 amino acids)
Biological process (GO): intracellular sodium ion homeostasis; sodium ion export across plasma membrane; intracellular potassium ion homeostasis
Cellular component (GO): membrane
Molecular function (GO): ATP binding; ATP hydrolysis activity; P-type sodium:potassium-exchanging transporter activity
Source: RefSeq, a predicted model, not a curated record
AACAGCCGCGUUUUUCCCCGAGGUGUUGUGCGGCGCGGUAAAAUAGGCGUGUGUGAGGUGGAAAAUCGACGUUCCACUUCUGUUGCGUGUUUCGUCCGUCCGUCCGUCCAUCGAAAGCGAAAGCAAUUUCCUGGCGAAAAGUAGGCGAUAAUCAAUUAGCAAGUUUGCAAGCGACUGCGGGAGCCAUCCGAUCGGUGCGUGGUGGUGCGUUGGUUCCCCGUUCUGCGGGACACAUCGGAUCGGAAGGAGGCCAUCGAUCGUCAGGUCAACGUUGGGCGCUGCCGUUUGUCUUCCCGUUUGUCGUUGCUCAGCAUCCAGCAAGCUCCGCGACUAAGCUAGAGGACAGGUGAGGAUUCCGUCGGGCACCGCAAAUAACCGUAGAGAGCCCUUUUUCUGAAGCGAUAAACAAGUGGUGAAACCCCCCACCCCAUCUUCGCGGUACCAUGGCGAGAUCGAUCGAUGAAGAGACCGGUAGGACGGACUCGUACCGGGUGGCCACGGUGGCCCCGGUUAAGGAUGACAACCGUACAGCCGAUGGGCAGUUUAAGUCAAGACGCAAAAUGCCGCCAAAGAAGAAAGCCGCCGAUUUAGAUGAUUUAAAGCAGGAGUUGGAUAUCGAUUAUCAUAAGAUCACACCGGAGGAACUGUACCAGCGACUUCAGACACAUCCGGAAAAUGGUCUUAGCCACGCGAAAGCCAAGGAGAAUCUGGAACGAGAUGGACCAAACGCCCUGACCCCGCCCAAACAGACGCCCGAAUGGGUCAAGUUCUGCAAGAAUCUCUUCGGCGGUUUCGCUCUGUUGCUGUGGAUCGGCGCAAUCCUGUGCUUCAUCGCGUACUCGAUCCAGGCCAGUACCGUCGAGGAACCGGCCGACGAUAAUCUCUAUCUCGGUAUCGUGCUGGCCGCUGUCGUGAUAGUGACCGGUAUUUUCUCGUACUACCAGGAAUCGAAAAGUUCAAAGAUUAUGGAAUCGUUCAAGAACAUGGUCCCCCAGUUCGCUACCGUUCUGCGUGAAGGCGAGAAGCUGACGCUGCGCGCCGAAGACCUCGUCAUCGGUGACGUCGUUGAGGUCAAGUUCGGUGACAGGAUACCGGCCGAUAUUCGUAUCAUUGAAGCGCGUAACUUCAAGGUUGACAACUCCUCGCUGACUGGUGAAUCGGAGCCGCAGUCCCGUGGACCGGACUUCACCCACGAGAACCCGCUGGAAACCAAGAACUUGGCCUUCUUCUCGACCAACGCCGUUGAGGGUACCGCGAAGGGUGUCGUCAUCAGCUGCGGUGAUUACACCGUGAUGGGUCGUAUCGCUGGUUUGGCUUCCGGUUUGGACACGGGCGAGACCCCGAUCGCCAAGGAAAUCCACCAUUUCAUCCACCUGAUCACCGGUGUCGCCGUGUUCCUCGGUGUUACCUUCUUCGUUAUCGCCUUCAUCCUCGGCUACCACUGGCUUGAUGCGGUCAUCUUCCUGAUCGGUAUCAUCGUCGCCAACGUGCCGGAGGGUCUGCUGGCCACCGUGACCGUGUGUCUGACGCUCACCGCCAAGCGUAUGGCAUCGAAGAACUGUCUGGUAAAGAAUCUGGAGGCUGUCGAAACGCUCGGCUCCACAUCGACCAUCUGCUCGGAUAAGACCGGAACGCUAACGCAGAACCGUAUGACCGUUGCGCAUAUGUGGUUCGAUAACCAGAUCAUCGAGGCCGAUACCACGGAGGAUCAGAGCGGUGUGCAGUACGAUCGCACCAGCCCCGGAUUCAAGGCUCUGUCCCGCAUUGCCACGCUGUGCAACCGUGCCGAAUUCAAGGGUGGUCAAGACGGUGUGCCAAUUCUGAAGAAGGAAGUAAGCGGUGAUGCCUCCGAGGCUGCCCUGCUGAAGUGUAUGGAGCUGGCCCUCGGCGACGUGAUGAACAUCCGCAAGCGCAACAAGAAGGUGUGCGAGAUUCCGUUCAACUCGACCAACAAGUACCAGGUGUCGAUCCACGAGACGGAAGACCCGAGCGAUCCGCGCUACCUGCUGGUGAUGAAGGGUGCCCCCGAGCGUAUUCUGGAGCGUUGCUCGACCAUCUUCAUCAACGGCAAGGAGAAGAUGAUGGACGAAGAGAUGAAGGAAGCGUUCAACAAUGCCUAUCUGGAGCUCGGCGGUCUCGGUGAGCGUGUGCUCGGUUUCUGCGAUUUCCUGCUCCCCUCGGACAAGUACCCGGUUGGCUUCAAGUUCAACUCGGACGAGGUUAACUUCCAGGUUGAAAAUCUCCGCUUCGUCGGCCUGAUGUCCAUGAUUGAUCCGCCGCGUGCUGCCGUCCCGGAUGCCGUCGCCAAGUGCCGCUCGGCUGGUAUUAAGGUCAUCAUGGUUACCGGUGAUCACCCGAUCACGGCCAAGGCUAUCGCCAAGUCGGUCGGUAUCAUCUCGGAGGGCAACGAAACCGUCGAGGACAUUGCCCAGCGUCUGAACAUCCCCGUUUCGGAGGUAAACCCACGUGAAGCCAAGGCUGCCGUCGUGCACGGUUCGGAGCUGCGUGACCUGUCCUCGGACCAGAUGGACGAGAUUCUGCGCUACCACACGGAGAUUGUGUUUGCCCGUACUUCACCACAGCAGAAGCUGAUCAUUGUGGAGGGUUGCCAGCGUAUGGGUGCCAUCGUGGCCGUAACGGGUGACGGUGUCAACGAUUCGCCCGCUCUGAAGAAGGCUGAUAUCGGUGUUGCUAUGGGUAUCGCUGGUUCGGAUGUGUCGAAGCAGGCCGCUGACAUGAUUCUGCUCGAUGAUAACUUCGCCUCGAUCGUCACCGGUGUUGAGGAGGGACGUCUGAUUUUCGACAAUCUGAAGAAGUCGAUCGCCUACACGCUGACGUCUAACAUUCCGGAAAUUUCGCCCUUCCUGGCAUUCAUCUUGUGCGACAUUCCGCUUCCGCUCGGAACCGUCACCAUUCUGUGUAUCGAUCUGGGCACGGACAUGGUACCCGCCAUUUCUCUUGCCUACGAGGAAGCCGAAUCCGAUAUCAUGAAACGCCAGCCCCGUAAUCCGUUCACUGAUAAAUUGGUCAACGAAAGACUUAUCUCGAUGGCCUACGGUCAGAUUGGUAUGAUUCAGGCCGCCGCCGGUUUCUUCGUGUACUUCGUCAUCAUGGCUGAGAACGGAUUCCUGCCGCUGAAGCUGUUCGGUCUCCGCAAGAGCUGGGACUCGAAGGCCAUCAACGAUCUCACCGAUUCGUACGGCCAGGAAUGGACCUACCGCGACCGUAAGACACUCGAGUUCACCUGCCACACCGCGUUCUUCGUGUCGAUCGUCGUGGUCCAGUGGGCCGAUUUGAUCAUCUGUAAGACUCGCCGUAACUCGAUUUUCCACCAGGGCAUGAGAAACUGGGCCCUCAACUUUGGUCUCGUGUUCGAAACGAUACUGGCUGCCAUCCUGUCCUACACGCCGGGUAUGGAUAAGGGUCUGCGUAUGUUCCCACUGAAGUUCGUCUGGUGGCUGCCAGCUUUACCGUUCAGCUUGUCCAUCUUCGUUUACGACGAAAUUCGUCGCUUCUACUUGAGACGCAACCCAGGCGGCUGGCUAGAGCAAGAAACGUACUAUUAGGUCAACAAAUUUAUAUUUAAAAAGAUUAAUUAAAAAACAAAACCAGAAAACCAACUCCCCCACAUACACACACAUAUACCAACAACAACAACAACACCACAAAACGAACACGUACGCUACACACACACAAAGACAGAUCUACAGCGCAUACACCCGUACACCGAUACAGACACACACUCGAAGGAAAUAGACGUACAAGUACAAACACCCAAAAUACAGUCCAAACACACUCUCACGCACCGGAAAAACAGAUCACUUACACACACACACAUGCACACACACACACACACACUCAGAUAUCGAACAGCGAAAGCUACUAGUAGUUGGGCGUGAGAUUGAAAGGAGGAAGCUUAUAUAAUAUAUGCGAGCCAGCAGAGCCAGACACAAGCAGAGCACACCGUUAUAAAGCAAAACGGGGUGUACCGGUUAGUUGUGCGAGUUGUGGAGGAGAUAAAAUAUUAAAAAUUAAGCAUUAUUACGAACGACAGUAGUAGAGACGGGAAAAAGGGAGAGGAGGAAAGCAGAGGAAGGAAGCGGCUGAUGAUGCUGCGGAGCGCGUUCCGGAGAGCCAGACGACGAAAGCUCUGCGCAACGACGCGGGAUGAUGAUACACGGAGAAAAGAACACGGACCCUUCAGUGUGCGCGAUACAAGAUUUAGUAGCGAGGCCAGGCCCGUAGGAAAGACGAGAAGUAAACAAGAAGCAGCGAGUGGCGAAACGAAAGGAGGAGGAAAAUCACGACGAUGUUAGCUAGGGGUUAGAAGAUCAACCGUAAACGAUCGUAGUCUUAUACUGAAGGCACCUUCCCCCACCACCCCCACCCCCCACCCAAACCACCCACCCAGAGAAGCAUAGCAACACAAGCGCGCCACCACCACCACCACCGCCACCAUCAAAACCAUUUGCGGCCCUCUUGCAGGGUGAAACGCAACCCUGUGGUAUGCGCUCGUGUUUGUAUGCGCGUGUGUGUGUGUGCUUGUGCGUGUGCGCGCGUACGUGUGCGCGGGUGGAUAGGCACAAAUAGAAAGGAAGAUCAUCGAGAGAGCUAGAAACCGCCAGGGCGUACGUGUGUGUGUUUGUUCGAAUUCGAACCGAUCGGAAAGGAACAGCAACACCACCCACCUUCUUGACCCCCUCCUACCAUGGACGGGAGCUAGAAGGAUGUGUGUGUGUGUGUGUGCUUGUGCGAGUGCGUGUGUGUGCGCGCUAGUGUGUGGAAAAGCUAGGAUGCGUCGCCGCUAAUAAAACGCUAUUCGCUGGGGCAAACCACUCUGGAUGUGGAUCGAUUGGCAAAGUUGGAAAACGAUUGAGAAUGAUGAUAAUGAUGAUCGUGGGGUUGACGCUGCCUGAACGGCGGGGGUGUGUUUAUAUGUUUGUGUUAGCGGGAGAGAAAUGUUACAAUGUUUUUUCUUAUAUACUUUUAACUUCAAUAUGGAAUAGGGCGUUAGGAGGAGGAGAAGCAGCAGCAGCAGCAGCAGCAGGACGUGGAGGUGGCAUGUGCAGUGAAGUCGUGCAGUAGUAAUUCGAAUUCGGUCCAGAAAUAUCUGGUACCCACAAAUCUCACCGCGCGUAAGAUAUACUAAGCAUUGCUUGCAGUUUUGCCGAGGUUGACAAAAGACGUUUGCUUUUUGAGGUGGGUUUGCGUAUUUCACGCUUUACAAGGAAGGUACCCUUGCGCUGGUCGGUCGGUCGGUCGGUCGGUCGGUCGGUCGGUUGGAGCCUUAGGAAGGUGGUGGAGAGAAGUGGUGAAGAGAUGUAAUGUUAAACAACCUGGCGCACACUCUUGAGAACCGAAAGAAGGAUGCUAUAUGUUACUGUUUGGUUGUUUUGUUGGGCAAUGGGCUGCAUAAGAACACACAAAACAUCCGAAGGAUACGUUGUUGUGCAUUUUUCUUCAAAGCAAGUCUCGUCAUUUUUUGGCAUUGGUUUCGAAAGACAGGAUCCCAUUUUCCAGGUUGGCAAAAAACACACAGUAGCUUUCGAGGGUUUGGAUUGAUAAGCGGGGGAUGGCGCACGCAUAGUGCAUGCAUAUAUGAGAAAGUGUUUGUGUGUGUAUGUGUGUUUGUUUGUGUUAACGUUUAAUGAUGCGUUUGUCCAUCAAAAGGUUUAAAAACAAAAAAAAAGACACCACCUCAUGUUGAUUAUCCACACACGCACUGGAAGACCGAUUUCGGUCGAGUUUUAUCGUCCUUGUUCGAAACGCUUGCCCGCCGAGAUCCGAGCUGGGAGUGCGAUCAGUGCGAUCUCUCUGCCCGUGACUGUGUUCACUGUUAGGUGUAGAUGUACGGGUGCUUUUAUGGUCAUUGCAGCAUGGCUGAUUGUUCUGUUACAGCUUGGGUUUUUUUUUUCAAAACUAUUUCAUUGUGUUUAUAGAGGCACCCCUAAUGGACGGUUUUCGAUCGCGAAUGUAAAUGUCCGUUAGUACAUAUAGCGGCCUGCCUGACCCCCGGUGGCCACCGCAACGCACGUUUUAUAUAUCCUUCACCUUGUUGUUGAAGACGAUCAACUUAGCCGUUAGCUUGGUGGGAAAACAGUGCGCGCCUAAGAGCCUAGCAUACACCCAAGGUAGUGGGACCGGGAAGAGGAACGAACGGGGAGGGCAUGAGUAGCAAUCAGUAGCAUCUCAUCGGCAGGUAGACGCAGCGCAGGAUGUUCGCGUGCGCACCAUGUUUUCUUACACCCCGCGGCGCGUUAGAGGUAUAAUCAUGUGUGUAUCGCAUUAACUGUACAACGUAUGUCUUCGUUACAAGCAUACGGCGCAAUUAUACCGUUCUCCUUCCGUCAUUCUCUUUAUGGCAACUAGCAUAAGGCAGGCACCGAACGCGAACCUUUGGUUGUAGCAAACCUCUGAGUAAAUGAAUUAGCAGAACAGAAGCAAAAGCAAGCAACCUAGGCUAUAGCUCUAUAGUUCACAGGUCGAUUAACGCUACCGAUCCACCCUCCUUAUUACAUGCAUCUACAGCCCAAACAACCAUUCACCUAGGACGGAAAAGGGUACGCAGAGGCAAGCAAACAGGGGCACAUGCGCGCGCGCCUGUGUGUAUGUGUGUGUGUGUGUGCGUGUGUGCGUGGGUCCUCCCAGGGGAUGCUUGAUCUCCGGGCGGAUGGCUCCGUGUUCUGAAUUUUCCCACGUUCAUUGUUCUCUAAUUAAUCAUAAAUUGAUAUAAAAAAAAACAACAACAACAAUAAACAUCAAACAAGAAAACAGUCACACAUACAUACACAGGCACACAUGCAUACAAGUAAACACGAUGCAAAAUGAUUGAAAUCAACUCGUUGUUAGUUACAAAAAGAAAAGGUAAUAAAAGUAAAUAAUACGCUCGGAACAUAAUUUAAAAAUGAAUAAAACCAUAGUACAUAGAGAAAACAAAACAAAACUGAGCAAGAGUGGAAUGAAUUAUUAAACGAGAAGAGAAACGGCACCCAAACCAACCCGAAGGAUUUGGCGAGUAACACAAGCAGGCCAUGCCAUUCGAUGCUGUAGUGUCGUCCCCGUCUUCAUCGUCGUCGUCGUCGCCACCGCCGCAACCGCCGCCGCCGUCGCUGUCGUCGUCGUCCUCGUCGUCGUUGUCGUUGUUGUUGUUGUUGGUGUUGGUGUUGUGGGAAGUGUUGGGAAGAAUGUCGCAGUCGAAAAAGGGAUCAUCCAAAAUCUCGCCCACGCGCCUUCCAGCCAACAGCAAGAGCAAACGAACGACACGGGGCGAACACGAUACGAUAACAUAGAGCCACAUAUAGAGAUGACAUAUACAAACAUACACAUGAAAAAAAAAACUCACACAAAAUUACCCACCCGCGGAUCAAAAAUUAAUAACAAAAUAAAAUACAAAAAAAAAACGUCACACAAAUGUAAGCAACAGCAGCGCAUGAAAUAUGCCACGAUCGGUGAAACAAUGGGCGCAAGAGGAAAGUAUAAAAAAGAACCUUUCAAAAUGAAACCACAAUGAAUCACUGAAACACAUACUUAGAAACGAAAUAGAAUUUGAUGAUACGCAAAAGAGCGAAGAUGAUAAACGCAGACAGUACAGCGGCAAGAAAAGCUACAAAUAGAGAAACAAAACAACAAAAAAAAAGGUAAAACCAAAUUUGUUAUGUUCAUAAGAGUAACAAAACACAGUGCUGAGCUGAAGAGAUAACGUUAAUACUAAAAGAAAAAACAAGUAGAGAAUUAAAUAAACAAAAAAACGCGGAUCUGUUUCUUUCUCUAUCUAUCCCUUUUUCCAUCCUGUGUUGUCUGCAAGCACUAUCGCUUGGUGGUUCGCCAGUAGUUGGUACGCUCGAGUUGGGCGGUGUGCUGUAGUGUGGAAGCCUUAAGGUUUUCUCUUUUUCUAACUUGUCAAUUUGGUUUUUGUUUGUUUUUGGGGCUACAAUAAAACAAAACCAACAGGUGAUAGUAAUCACUUUCCUCCCAUGGAUGCCACCAGGGCAGGGGAGCGAAAGAAGACUAUCACUGUGGGAUUUUCUGUGGUCUUCUGAAACAUAUUCUCCUCUUAACUUUCCCGCUCUCUCGUUUUUAUUUUAUUCUUCUCUACUUUCAAAAAUUUGUCUUCGCUUCUAAAGCAGAGUAAGUAUAAUGUAGGAAGUAUAAGAAAAUAAAAAAAGCAGCCUAAGUCUUGUUAGUGUUUGAAUUGUGCGGUAAAACAACAAUAAAAAAGACGAUCGAUCGUAUAAACCACUGAAUACAUGAAAUCACAUACACAAACGAUGAUACGAUCGUAUCAUAGGUCGGUUAAAGUUGAAGGGGUUGAAAGACAACGGUUGAAUCUCAAGUUGAUGAUAGAAUGGACGAUUAUGACGACCACUGGAGUUUGCAAAGUAAAAGUUUAAAUCAUACACAAGCAACGCGUCACAUAAAACUGCCCGAUUGUUGUAAAUGAUAAAUAAAUAAUUAUAUAAUAAAAGAUUAACAACGCGAUACAGAACCAGAAGAGAAAACACACAACAAAACUGAGAGCAAGAGGAAGUAUAGCGGAAAUCAGCACGCCGAAUAAAAUGGAAGGAAAAGGGUAGGAAAGAUAUAUAAAAAUAUAAAGAAACCCUACUUUAAAUUGCGUCGUCUUUGAGAUGUAUUGUAGAAAGUGGGCAGCGCAUAAAUGGUAUGGCUUAAACAAUACGGGAAGUCACGCAGAUAAACGCAAGGAAUGGAUAUAAUUAAAACUGCAACACAAAACCCACAGUGGCAUCGUGCUCUCCACGCUUAUCUCUUAAUCAGGUAUCCUCGUAGCAGGAACCGUUGUAGUUGAAGAACGUCGGAGGUCGAUUAUGUCGUAAGCAAUUAUUAAGACCAUUUCGAGGGUGAGAGUUUAUUUCGUUACCGCAUACAAAGUAAUACAUUUAAAGAAAAUCGCCUCCUUUAUGUCGAUGGGUUCGCAAGUUUAAAAGCAAAAUAAAUAUUCGCAUUAAAGGGCAACACAAAUCACUUACAAGCACACUGCAAAACACCGAAAACUAACACUGACAUCGACACUCCCGACCCCAACCAUCCUGUUCCCGCGCAGAUCAGUUCGGUGUCCGUGUCCAAAACAUUAAACGUAGGCUUCUGGGUGAUCGCUAAACCUAUCGCAGAAGAAAGUCGCUGUUUUGCCGCCACCGUGUGUACACGAAAAGCUCACGCCAACAAAAAAGAGAGAAUGAAAAAAAAACACAAUAGUUUAAAUUUAAACAUAAAAAGGCAAACAGUUGCGUGUACCAUUCGAAACAGAAAAGAAACAGAA